Molecule: messenger RNA, 2210 nt
Organism: Pogoniulus pusillus (Red-fronted tinkerbird)
Lineage: Eukaryota; Metazoa; Chordata; Aves; Piciformes; Lybiidae
Product: serine palmitoyltransferase small subunit B-like
Exons: 2
Coding region: 163-405 (80 amino acids)
Biological process (GO): ceramide biosynthetic process; endoplasmic reticulum organization
Cellular component (GO): serine palmitoyltransferase complex
Molecular function (GO): serine C-palmitoyltransferase activity
Source: RefSeq, a predicted model, not a curated record
CGACCGAGAGCGUUACGCAAGAGCAUCGCACGGAUGCUACCUCUACCGCAGCAUCGCGGGGAAGCCGCAGACAGCUCGGAGGGCGCCAGGCUGGCAGGUGACAGCCAGCCCGCAGCGGCAGCCGCCCCCAGGUCUCUUUCUUGACACCCCUGGAAGCUGAGGAUGGAUAUGAAGCGUGUGAAGGACUAUAUCUAUUGGCUGUACUUCCAGUACCUCCUGAUCACCUGCAGCUACGUGCUGGAGCCCUGGGAGAGGUCCAUGUUCCACACCAUCACCAUGACUGUCUUCGCUAUGGUGGUGUACACAGCUUACGUCUUCGUCCCCAUCCACCUCCGCCUGGCAUUUGAGUUCUUCUCCCAGAUCCUUGGAGGCCAGCCCGAGGGCACAGUUUCCAUGGUGAACUGAACCCACCUGAGCAGUGGCCAGCAGCUCUGGCAGCUUGGGAAAUGCAACAGCUCCUCCAACUUCGAGUGUCUCUCUGGCAGCUGCUUGGCUGCUCUGACAACCCCACCUGCUCCUCCAGCACCAGGCUUGCUCCUCCAGCAUGGCUGAGCACUGACUGCUGCCUGCACAGACCCCGGGCAGUGAUGCACAGCCCAGCUUUAGCUGUGUGAUAUGGAACACAUCACCUGGAAUGCCACCUAAUUACUCAAUGUUCAACCAACUUCUGCUUUCAGCACCCUCAUCUGACCCCACUGGCAUGUGUGAAACAGCAAAGGCUCUGUGUGAUGGCUGUGAGGAGAGGUCCUACGCUCAGGAUACACAAAGAAGCUCUGCCAAGAGGGUGCUUUGACAAAAGGCAUCAUGGUUUUGACUCAGGUUAGAGAAAAUCAGAAGAGGAGUAAAACACAUCAUGCUUUGAGUGCUGGUAGCUGACUGGGUCUUGAUGUCUGGUUCUUGGUGGAUGGGGAAGGAAAUUAGAAGCAAAAGUAACAGGAGUAGGAACGUGAAGCCAACUUUUUGCAUCCAGAUUGCCCCAUCUGAGCUUAGAUUCACAGAAUGAGCAUAGAAUCACAGAAUGCUUUCAGUUGGAAGGGACCUUUCAAGCUACCUAGUCCAACUCCCCCCUCCCCCCCCCCUAGUCAGCAGGGGCAUCUUCAAGUAGAUCAGGUUGCUCACAGCCCCAUCCAACCUGACCUGAAAUGGUUCUAGGGAAUAGACUUCUGCCAUCUCUGUGUUCAACCUGUGCCAGGGUCUCAGCACCCUCAGCAUAAAAAGUUUCUCUGCCCUGGGCAGCCUGACAACCCUUUGGGGGAGGAACUUGUUCCUCAUGGAUGUUCCUCUUUGGGCCCCUUCCAACCUCUGACAUCCUGUGAUGUCCAAACUAAAUCUCCCUUGAUGCAACCUGAGGCUGUUGCCUCUCACCCUGUCACUUGUUCCUUGGGAGAGAAGACUAAGCCCAAUCUGGCUCCAGCCUCCUUUCAGGGAGUUGUAUGGAGCCAGAAGGUCUCUCAGGCUCCUUUCCCCCUGGCUGAACAACUCCCAGGUCCCUCACUGACAGCCACCACCCCCAGCAUAAAACAUUUUUUCCUUUAGUCUGGAUCUCCCUUUCAGGUUAAAUAUAUCACCCUUGUCCUGUCCCAGCAGGCCCUGCUAAAAAGAUUGUCCCCAUCAAAACUGGUCCACCCAAGAUAAAAACCCAGCCUAGAAAGAGCCUUGCAGUUCACUGCAGCUGACAGGAACAGACUUGGCUCUGUUUCAGUGUACUCCUGAUGAAAACCAAGAGCUCUUCUGCCUGCUCCCAUUCACCAGGGCAAGCACCAGAGGCUGAAGAUCUAGAACUGGGAGUGUGGAAGCAACAUCUGCCUGAGUGCAGGGAAGUCAGCAUGCUUGGAGAGAGCUCCUUGGUAGCCAAGACAUUUGACUGCCUUUGGGGAGCUUCUUGAACAAGGCUUUGGUUGUCACUCUACACCCAGAGCAGAUGUUAAAGCCAAAGCAUGAAGCACAGCUCUCCAGUGUAUGUAUCUUAAAGCUGGUGCUGCUGCUGAUAGAAGGGAGAGGUGCAAAAUGGAAAUAGCUUUUCAAUGAUGUCUGCACAGCUGUAGGAGUAAAGAUGCAUCUAAACCUCUUUGUCAAGCUGCAGUGGGGUCCUGCAUGCUUAAAAGGCAGCUGAGUUGGAAGCACAGGCAUGUUUUGAAGGUUGAAAAGAUCUGAACAUGCAUCUGCAGGGCUUUUCCAGAGAAAAUAAAAGUUUUCUUCUUCAGAAACAA